ACUAAGACUUUGUUCAUUCCCACAAUCCCCACAAUAAAAUAUAAAACGUUUUCUAUUUCUUCAUCAAACGACGAGACAAGAAUCCUUUCCCAUCUUACCAUCGACUUGAACUGAAGCCCUCCAUCAAACCUCUCCCUUCUGCUUCUUCAAUGGCAUCAAGCGAUUCCGAAAUCGUCAAGGAGUUUCGAUUGUUCCGAGUGUACAAAGACGGUCGAGUUCAAUUAAACUUUCCGCCCUUCGUCAAGGUCACGGUUCCACCGUCCGAUGAUCCCGUCACCGGUGUCCGAUCCAAAGACGUUACGAUCUCAUCUGAACCUCCUGUGUCCGCCCGUAUUUUCAUCCCCAAACUCACAGACCCUAAACAAAAGUUCCCUCUUUUAUUCUACGUGCACGGCGGUGGCUUCUGUAUUUUGUCCGCCUUUGCUCCAGGUUACCAUAGCUUCUGUAGCACCCUUUCAGCCGAGGCUGGGGCCAUAGUUGUUUCUGUGGAGUACGGACUCUUCCCAGAUCGACCCAUACCGGCUUGUUACGAAGACUCAUGGGCUGCACUCCAGUGGGUGGCGUCCCACGUUAGUGGAAGUGGACCUGAACCUUGGCUAAAUGAUCAUGCUGAUUUUGGCAAAGUUUUUAUCGGUGGAGAUAGUGCCGGAGGAAAUAUCUCGCAUACUUUGGCGUUCCGGGUCAGUUCAAUCGGGUUACCUGGAGUGAAAGUGGUUGGGGUGAUCCUAAUUCAUCCUUAUUUCGGUGGGACGGAAGACGAUCAGAUGUGGUUGUAUAUGAAUCCAAGUAACAGCGGGUUGCAGGAUCCCAGGCUGAAACCGCCGGCAGAGGAUCUGGCUAAGCUCGGGUGCGAGAGGGUGUUGAUAUUUGUGGCGGAGAAAGAUCAUCUGAUUGUUGUGGGGAAAAAUUACCAUGAAGAUCUGAAGAAAAGCGGAUGGGGUGGAAGAGCUGAGCUUGUGGAGAAUCAUGGUGAAGAGCACGCUUUCCAUAUGCGUAAUCCCACAUGUGAAAAGGCAGUGGAAUUGACCAGUAAGAUUGUUUCAUUUAUCAAAGAAGAUUAGUGUAAAAGUAGUUUGAUCAUUUAGCAGAGUUUGUUGGGUUAUCUUCUUUGUGUAAUAACUGGAGUGUGUCUUCUGACAUUGAUGAAAUAAAAUCUUUUCUUUUAUCAA
This is a messenger RNA of Pistacia vera, 1169 nucleotides long. Its product is annotated as probable carboxylesterase 12. Bases 150 to 1061 code for a protein of 303 amino acids. Gene Ontology annotation, molecular function: hydrolase activity. NCBI's taxonomy places the organism in Eukaryota, Viridiplantae, Streptophyta, Magnoliopsida, Sapindales, Anacardiaceae. The transcript is spliced from 2 exons. The record is from RefSeq and is a predicted model, not a curated record.